Lathyrus oleraceus (garden pea) is the source of this 671-nucleotide messenger RNA. RefSeq lists its product as uncharacterized. The transcript is spliced from 5 exons. The record is from RefSeq and is a predicted model, not a curated record. NCBI's taxonomy places the organism in Eukaryota, Viridiplantae, Streptophyta, Magnoliopsida, Fabales, Fabaceae. The coding region runs from base 2 to 580 and encodes 192 amino acids.
CAUGUGUAUCUCCAAGAAUUUCAACAAACUAUUUGGGUUUCUCGAUCCAAAUAGGAUACUAGUUCACACAAAACCGGCCGAAGUUAUUCAAACAUACAUACAAAAUAAGUUGGAUGGAGAGCCAAAAAAAUGUUAUUUAGGACCAUUGCUAAAUAGCAAUCACUGGCAAUUGUUUGUCAUUUGUCCUGAAGAUAAUAUUAUUUUUUGGUUUUGUUCAUUAAACAGAUCUCCUAAGAAAAAUAUUAAGGUCAUAUUGGAGGGAGCUCUAGAAGGUUAUCAUUUAUUAAGAGGUAUUAAGAAGAAGAAGCCUAAUUGGAAGAAUAUUAUGGGGCAUCAACAAGAUAACGGAUGGGCAUGUGGAUAUUAUGUCAUGAAAAAUAUGUUUGACAUUAUUGAUGCUUGUAUUGUUGAAAGAUUCAAUGAGAUAUUCACAGACACCUCAUCAUAUGAAAAAGAGUCAAUUGAUCACAUCCGACAACUUUGGGCUCAAUUCUUUUUGCAAAAGGUUGAAGAGCAAGAGAACCAGGAAAAGAAAGAUUUAAUGACAAAACAGAAGCGAUUAAAAAAAACUUAUAUAUAGAUAUAUUUUUGUUCCAUGAAUGAUUUAUUGGUACAAGUUACAUGAACAAAGUGGUUGAAUUUUUUUCUUACAUGAAUACAAUUUUUGUUGA